Molecule: messenger RNA, 1899 nt
Organism: Sphenostylis stenocarpa
Lineage: Eukaryota; Viridiplantae; Streptophyta; Magnoliopsida; Fabales; Fabaceae
Source: the annotation of a GenBank genome assembly
AUGGCGACGGCGGCCGGUGCGGCGGUUAUGCUGUAUUACGUGCUGAGCCGGCGGCUGUCGCGGAAGGCGGAGGAAGACGGCGAUGAUCACGGUGGCGACGUGUCGAAAUCGAGCAGAUCGAUUCGCCGGAGAAGGCUUUCUCGGCGCCCGGUGCAGGCUCCGGCGACGCUGCUGGAGUCGAUCGUGACGCUGUCGGAGACUUUGAGGUUCACGUAUUCCGAGACCCUCGGGAAGUGGCCCAUCGGCGAUUUGGCCUUCGGCAUCAACUACUUCAUGCGCAAGCAGGGUAAUUUGGCAGUUGCAAGCGUGUAUGCUGGGAGUGAUUCUGUGCAGCUCAAAGGGGAUGGGAUAAUUGUGGAGCUGUAUGAGUUGUCGAGGCUUUUGACUUUGUGUAUGCUUUUCUCUAAGAAGCCAUUUCCUGUGUUUUUAGAUUCUGCUGGGUUUUCCCUUGAUGAUGUGCUGAUUCAGAAGCCAAAAGCUGGGCUCCUGAAGCCUGCGUUUACAAUUAUACGUGAUACAAAGUCAAAAUAUUUACUUCUAUUGAUCCGGGGUACUCAUAGCAUAAAGGACACACUUACAGCUGCAACCGGUGCUGUAGUUCCAUUCCACCAUUCAGUUUUAAAUGAUGGUGGGAUCAGCAACUUGGUUUUAGGUUAUGCACACUGUGGUAUGGUUGCUGCUGCUAGAUGGAUUGCAAAGCUUUGCACUCCUACCCUACUCAAGGCUCUUGAUGAAUGUCCAGACUUCAAAGUCAAGAUUGUUGGACACUCACUUGGUGGUGGCACUGCUGCCUUGUUAACAUAUAUUCUUAGAGAGCAGAAAGAGUUAUCGUCAAGCACAUGUGUCACGUUUGCCCCAGCUGCCUGUAUAACAUGGGAAUUAGCAGAAUCAGGAAAACACUUUAUCACUACCAUCAUAAAUGGUUCUGAUUUGGUGCCAACAUUUUCAACUUCAUCUAUUGAUGAUCUCCGUUCUGAGGUCACCGCAUCCUCUUGGUUGAACGAUUUACGGGAUCAGGUUGAACAUACAAAGGUCCUGAAUGUUGUCUACAGGUCUGCAACGGCACUUGGAUCUCGCCUACCAUCUAUUUCUAGUGCAAAGGCUAGGGUAGCUGGUGCUGGGGCUAUUCUGUGGCCAGUAGCCACUGGCACACAGGUUGUGAUGAAGCGCGCACAGAGUGUUGCAGAAGCUGUUGUCAGAACACGGUCAUCAUUGUCAUCAUGGUCUUGCAUGAGUGCACGCCGCCGAAAUGUGGGUCCAUCUAAAACAGAGGACUUAACUGAAACCUCUCUAAUAUCUGCAAGGAACAGAGAAUCUCUUAUGACUGAAGAGGUAGUAGGAGAACCUAUGCAUAAGGAUGAAAAUACAUCCUCAAGUGGAGGAUCUGGCCAUGAUGACACAGAUGAAGAAGAGCCACUCAUUCCUGCUAAUCAAGACAUUACUGCAUCCACAGUUGACGACUUCACAGAAGGCCAGUUAUGGUAUGAACUGGAGAAGGAGCUUCAGAAACAGGAUAAUACUAUGAACAUUCAUGCUCAAGAAGAAGAGGCUGCAGCAGCAAAAGAGAUCACGGAAGAAGAGAAUCAACUAGUUGACGCAGCUGCAGAAUGCAGUAGCAGUUCAAUCACUACACCAGACAACCUAGACAGCCAUCGUUUUUAUCCCCCUGGCAGGAUCAUGCAUAUUGUACCUGUACCUUCAUCGGAUGAAUCAAAUUCAAAUUCUGAUGAGCCUGUCGAAGAACAUGUCUGCUUAUAUGAAACACCCAGAGAGCUGUACAGCAAGCUGAGACUUUCAAGAACCAUGAUAAAUGAUCAUUACAUGCCAAUGUAUAAGAAGAUGAUGGAACUACUAAUACGAGAACUAGAGAAAGAUAGCAGCUGUACUAUGUUGCAUUAA